This is a messenger RNA of Arachis ipaensis, 581 nucleotides long. RefSeq lists its product as uncharacterized. The record is from RefSeq and is a predicted model, not a curated record. NCBI's taxonomy places the organism in Eukaryota, Viridiplantae, Streptophyta, Magnoliopsida, Fabales, Fabaceae.
UCCUCCACAUGCACAAUGCAAGAAAUCACUGCUUCCUCCUCCACGGUGUGCAAAAUCUGUAGUCUCCGCUCCACCGUGCGAUUCUGUGUCGUCGUGGAGUGGACCACGUGGCUGCCCAUACAUCCACCUCUCAUCGUUGUCGAAGAAGAAGAAGAAGAUUUCUACUUUGAUGCCAUGGAAGAAGAAGAAGAAGAUUUCUUUGAUGAAAUGGAUGAAAACAGCCAUGUUGAUGGUGGUGUUGCCGACGAUGAUGCUCUUGAUGAGUAUGAGAUGCUCACUAAGGUAACUGAUACAUCAGCUGCACAAGCAAGGAAGGGAAAAGACAUUCAGGGUAUUCAGUGGGAUAGAUUGAACAUAUCAAGAGAUAGUUACAGAGUUACAAGGCUUGAACAGUAUAAGAAUUAUGAGAAUAUUCCUGCUUCUGGGGAUGCUGUAAAUGAGGUUUCUUUUUUUUUUUUAAUAUUUUUUGUUUUAUCAAACCCUUUUCCUUUGGGAUUAUGGGGGGCAGGGAAAGAUGUAGAAGUAAAUUUUGUUUCUUUGUCUCUCAGGAUUGUAAAAGGUCUGUGAAGGGUGAAAAAUAC